AUGGAAAAUAACGACGUAAUUGAAGAGAUACCUAAAACAACUUCUGACCAAAUUAACGAUAAUGUAAAUAAGUCGGAAAGUAGUUCCAAAUCAAGGAAGAAAAAGAAGAAACAUAAAAAGUCCACCAUCGAAUCAAAAGCGAAUACAAAUGUAAAUAAAGAUGAUUUAGAUGAAAUAGUAGAAUUCAUAUUAAGGCAAGUAGAUUAUUUAUUUAUCUUUACUUCCCUAGACAAAAACAUUCAUUCUAACGAAAAUCCAACAACUACUAAAACAUGUUCUGUCCCAAAAUGUAAAACAUCAAAAGCUAUUAUGGAUUUCACCUGUCAGUAUUGCAACAUGAAGUAUUGCAUGGCACAUCGGCAUCCUGAGGCGCAUUCACCUAAAUGUGUCGAAAAAGCUAGAAUUGCUGCACAUUCCAACUUUAAACAAGAGUCAAUUCGUGUAAUAUCUCAGGAAAGAAAUAAUCCUGGUUCAACAAAUGCAAAAGGUUUUAGCACUGAUAAAAGUAAAGAAGAAUUAAAGAAGCGUUAUAAAGAAAAAUUAGAUAAAGCGAGACGAAAUGAAAGGGGUGGUUUAUGA
Molecule: messenger RNA, 579 nt
Organism: Funneliformis geosporum
Lineage: Eukaryota; Fungi; Glomeromycota; Glomeromycetes; Glomerales; Glomeraceae
Source: the annotation of a GenBank genome assembly